Messenger RNA from Dipodomys ordii (Ord's kangaroo rat), 3233 nucleotides. It is a transcript of the gene Gucd1, whose product is annotated as guanylyl cyclase domain containing 1. The transcript has 6 exons. The coding region runs from base 134 to 856 and encodes 240 amino acids. NCBI's taxonomy places the organism in Eukaryota, Metazoa, Chordata, Mammalia, Rodentia, Heteromyidae. The record is from RefSeq and is a predicted model, not a curated record.
CCGCCUCCCCUUCUAUCCACCACGGUGGCGCCCCAGGAAUCUGACACGCACCGGCCGCGUUCCCAGCGCAGCCGAAGCCGAAGCUGCAACCUGCGCCGGGUUGGGGCCAUGGGCGCCCCGCGCCACUCGGGUCAUGAGGACGCAGGCGGAGGCAGCAGGGUCGCCGCUCGAGCCCGGGGAUUUUGUGCAAUUACCUGUGCCCAUCAUCCAACAGCUGUACCACUGGGACUGUGGCCUGGCCUGCUCCAGGAUGGUGCUACGGUACCUGGGCCAUCUGAACGAUGAAGAGUUUGAGAGUGCCCUACAAGAGCUGCGGCUGACCAGAAGCAUCUGGACAAUUGACCUGGCCUAUCUGAUGCGCCAUUUUGGCGUGAGGCACCGCUUCUGUACCCAGACUCUGGGUGUUGACAAAGGUUACAAGAAUCAGUCGUUCUAUAGGAAGCACUUUGACACAGAAGAGACCCGAGUGAACCAACUCUUCUCACAAGCCAAGGCCUGCAAGGUGCUGGUGGAGAAAUGUACAGUAAGUGUGCAGGACAUCCAAGCACACCUGGCCCAGGGCCAUGUGGCCAUCGUGCUGGUGAACUCAGGGGUGCUGCACUGUGACCUGUGCUCCAGCCCUGUCAAGUACUGCUGCUUCGCUCCCAGUGGCCACCGCUGCUUCUGUCGCACCCCUGACUACCAGGGCCACUUCAUUGUUCUACGUGGCUACAACAGGGCCACUGGCUGCAUCUUCUACAACAAUCCAGCCUUUGCUGACCCAGGAAUGUGCAGCACCAGCAUCAGUAACUUUGAGGAGGCCAGAACCAGCUAUGGCACAGAUGAGGACAUCCUCUUUGUCUACCUGGACAGCUGACAGUAAGAGCCUGGUAUGCCCAGGCCUACCUGCCCCUAGCCAGGCAGGUCUACUCAGGAUGCCCAGGCUGGGGGCUUCCGGGGCUAGGAUGCAGAACUGUAGCAUCAGUCUGUCUGACAAAGCCCUGGAGAACUCUAGGAAACUAUGGUACAGCUAGUUUGUCAACCAGUGCUAUGCGUCACCAUGCCACUUACCCUAAACACCUGCUGAUUGCUGAAGACAUCCCCAGAGCAUCUGAGGGGAGUCUCCCCCCAGACCCCAAACCCAAUUCCAACUGUGUGCAGAUGAAGUCCUUCCUUAGGGAUACCCAUGUUGUCUUCUGGCAAGGGGAAAGCUCUGGCCUCAGGACUGAUCCUUGGAGAGAGAAGUGUGUGAUCUUCUGCUGCUUGUCAAGACAGCGUCUGUGUUUGGAGAAAGCACAGCUGAACCCAGGCCCCAGAAACUGGACCCCUUAAAGCCCAGAUCUAGAAGUGUUCCAUAGCACCCCCUUCCCCAACCCUGCCCAAUGGUGGAUGCCACUAUUACUGCCUCCUGCCUUCAGCAUGUGCAAGUUUCUGUGACCACUAUCAAGGCUAAUGCAGCAUAAAACACCUCACAGCCAGUCUGCAGCGCAGACAUAGGAAUGCUCCCAGCCUUUUGGGUACUACAGUUCCAUAGGGUGGAGGGCCUUUGGGAGUUGCUGGGCCUGGCUCCACUACUGGUUCUGUUAGCCAGCAGCACAGAAAUUCUCCAGGAAUCAACAGCUGCCCAGACCUGAGAGAGCCUUUUAUUUCCUUGACGCCUUCUGGCACCAGCCUGAAUCUGAAGAGCAGGGGCUGUCGUCUGAGGGUGGGGACCGCCAGGUCUCUGGGGGCUGAGUGCUCCCAGAACAAUGGUCAGGAGGCAGCAUACAGCUCCUACCCACUCACACCAGGACCUUUUGCACGGAACCUUGGCUCCUGUCUGUCUUGACAGAGGAGGGGUAACACCAGAGUCAUACAGCACAGCAAGUAGCAAUGACAGAAAUUGAUUGCUUUUUCUUUUUGGAAGCAGGAAUGUUUAUUUUAUUGAAAUUUAAGAUUUUGCUUUUUUUGGGGGGGGUGAGUGUCACCUUCAAGUAAAACAAUAAUAGUGAGACUGCAGGUACUUUGGAACCACUAGUACCUCUUUCACACAGCAGGUAAGCUAGCUCAAGUUUUUUCAAAGAAGAGGCUUAGCCAGUGGUCUGAGUGCCAGGCCCCUUACCUUACAGAGGAGGAGGCUUGAGCACUGGGGACAGCCUAUCAAGACUGGUGGAGCUGGAUCGUGAACCUACAUCUGUACCUAAGAAACAAGGGAAAUAGGUCAUUCUCAAAGAGGCUAGGGACACCCAUCUCUCAUGGACUGCCUCUGGCAAAGAGGCAGGGGUACCCUGAUAGCACACCAUCUCUACAUUUCUGGGACUUGAUCUUCUAUUACCCCAGGUAUGAUAUGGAAGCAGCUGCUUCUCCUGCCCACCAGUGGCCCUCUCUCAUCUUGGUAGCUCUGAGGGGCAGAGGUAGUUUGCGCUUAAAAGGGCUGUCAGAUCACCUACCCAUAUUGCUCCUCAAUACUGGACAGCAUUGGCCCAAGAGGGAGAUGCUUUCAGCUAGGAAGCAACUCUGGACUUCAGACACUCAUGUUAGCUUUUGUCUGGUUUCAUUUUCAUUGCCUUAAUGCUAGAUCACCCAUGGCUCCAGGGAAUUCUGAUUUCCAGCCCCUAAUACUCACAGCUGCUGUGAAGUAUGAGUGUCCUCAGGAGAGGUUCAGGUGUGAACUUCUCACAAGAAUAACUUCAUGAAGGAAGCUGACAGGACCAAGCGAAGCCCUCAUGCUAUGUGGAUGUACAUGAAGUGUGGUGUCCAUGCUGGCAUGGUGGUCAUUGGGAAGUGACCUCCACAGAAAGUAGUCACAGCACCUCUUCCAUCCAGGACAUUUAGGAAUGUUGUCUUUGGGUCCAGAUAAUGGAUUUUCAGAGCAAGUUAUAGAUUACAGGUCACCUGUUGGUAAAAUUAACAAAACGUACACACACACACACACACAAACAACCCUGCUCAUCCCCAAGACACAGAGGAGAAUCAUAAAGACAGUACACAAGCCACACUGUGUUCUUGCACAAGUCAUGAAAAUGGGAUUGAAAAAAGAGCCUGGACAUCAGGGACUUUGUCCACAGCACAUGGCACCCUCAAUUGCCUAGCCCAUCCUCACACUGCACCCCAGUCAGUGCAACCUCUGAAGCCAUGUGGGACAGAAAGUGGCUUUGUUCCCUCCAGCCACAAGGGGAUGAAAGGGAUCUUUUGCAUUGCAGAGAUUUUAUACAUAAAUAUAUUUUAUUUGUAAUGAGCCAUUCUCAAUAAACAUUACUCUUACUGCAUAAUAA